This is a messenger RNA of Astrephomene gubernaculifera, 8099 nucleotides long. The record is from the annotation of a GenBank genome assembly. NCBI's taxonomy places the organism in Eukaryota, Viridiplantae, Chlorophyta, Chlorophyceae, Chlamydomonadales, Astrephomenaceae.
CCGAUCGAUACACGUAAUACAUGUAGGUGUUGUUAUUUAUCUUGGUGCUGUCAUAAGCAUACGGGGUCGUAGACUGUGACGCUGCGCACUAGCCUGUUAUACUUGUGGUUAGGCGCGGUUGAGCAGGUUUUAACAUAUUGCAUGUUAAAAUGCUACUAAGAAUUGGUUAGUACCAGAGCUGAUAGGUACUGCAUGAGGGAAAAUGGACUUAUAGCGCUGCAUAACUCUCCAAGCUUUGACCACAAAUCCAACUUACUCAUAGGUGUAAGUCAUUUCUACCUCUGUGGAAAGGAAAUUGAACAUAAUAUGAAGGCGGGGACAGGCAGCGGACGGAACAGGGACGCUGGUCGAGGCCAGCAAGCCUAAGCCAGUACACUAGACGAUGACAUGGGUCGCCGGUUUGUUGCACCCCAAUAUGUGCUUCUGCUGGUCGCUCUAACAUGGCUUGCAGGGAGCUUCUGCGUCGCUGGAGGCUCCGGGGCGCCACCGCCUCAGGCACAUGCACCGCGACCGCCUCCCCAGCCUCCAUCGCCUGACUCGCAGCGCCAAGCCAUACCCCUAUCACUCCUGGAUGUGACAGCCCGGGCUUCCAUAUGUGCUGUAUCCGAGGGCGGCGACUGCGUUGGGCAACUCGGAUGGGUCAUUGACCUUGAGCCAUUCCCGCUUUCCAAUGCUGCAACAGCGUCGGCGACGGGCCUUCGCUGCAUCGGAAACGGCACUCUCGGCUGCAGAUGGCCCAGUAUAUCGACCUACUUGGCGAAUUUAGAACCAGACACGUACAUCUACCGCCCCUUUCAACUGCUGCUGCAACCGCAAGACAUGUCACAGGCCUUCCAGAUGGGUCACACGGUGGCAGCGGCCAGCAUCUUCCGCCAACUGGAGGUCCUCAGCAUCACCUGCUCCGACCCCAUCCCGGUCUACGCACCCUACCUCCUAGAACCCCUGGUUAUGGCCUUCUCAGCCGCCGGCAUGGAUCCCGGCACCAACGUAACCAUCACAACCAUUACCACAACGACCACCAACAACGGACAGCCGCCGCCAGCGGCUGCAGCCUCCCCGCACCCUCCUUCGCCGCACCCCGCAAACGCACCACCGCCCAACCAGCCCGCGCAACCGUCACCGCCUGCUCCAUCCCCGGCGCCUCCGUCACCACCGCAGAUCCCGGCGAUCCUAUGGAACUUCCCACCGCCUCCCAGCAAUGCCUCUUCCAACAGCAGCAAAAACUCCUCCGGUGCCAUGUCCUCCUUCUCCCGCCUGUACUCCCAGCCCUGGGGUAACUCCUCACAGCUAAAGCGGUUGGUCAUCAACCGCUGCAACCUAACGGGCAUGCUGCCGCCCAUGUCAACAUGGCUGCAGUUGCCUAAUCUGGAGCACCUAGACCUCUCCUCCAAUCAGCUGUCAGGCUCGCUGCCGGCCUCCUUUGGGCCCUCGCCUCCGCUGUCGUACAUUAACCUCUCACAUAACCGAAUUACCGGCCCGCUAACGGACAAUUUUGAACGGUACGGCGGUUGUGGUCGAAUCCUUGACCUGAGCUACAAUGACAUUCGCGGAGAUCUUCCUGACAGUUGGCUGUCUAGCGCCUGUUCCAUAACGCCUGCAUCAGUCGACUGGUCUGCCAUUACGGCGGCGACUGGGCGGCGGCGUCUGUUGGGUGAUGCUGACGAGUCCUUGGGCGCAACUGGCAGCGGUGUCGGCAGUCUUGGGACCGGCGGAUUUGCUGGUGCAGUAGCGGCGCUAGGUGCUGCUUCGCUCCGGGCGGUAACGGCUUUAGGAGGCGGUGGCAGCAAGGAAGGACCGCCCUCCCUCACCGCAAAAACGCAGGACAGCAGCAGCAGCAACUCUAGCAGCAGCAGUAGCACUCCCUCUGGAUCCACAACUACGACGACGGUUGUCAUAACCACCGCAAUCAGCGGCGCCUACGCUUUCUGGCUGUCGUACCCUACAUCAUACAUUUACGGCAGUGACGGUUGUUCGUUGACGGGUAUCGCAUGGAACCGUGAGCAGGCACAGCGCGUCCGCAAUGUUACCAGCGGACCAGACGGCACGCCGUACGGUUUUACCGUACUAUUGUACGGCAAUCCACAUCUCAUGACACCCGGUGGCGCCUCCGCCGGUUACGCUGUUGCCGUACGGCCGCAACUGCAUUUCGGCAUCCGCGAAAACGCAUGUACGACAUUCCAACCGCUACCGGAACUGCUAUGGCUCUGGGGUUCCUUCGGCGCAUGUGCGGUGUCUGCGCUGGUGGCGGCGGCGGUGCAUGGCUUACUCAUGUUGCGUUGGACCAGCCGGAAGGUCGUUCCGUUGAACACGGUUACGAAGAAAGCGUCGAACAACUCCACGGCCAGUCGCAGCAGCAGCAGCAGAGCGGCCAGCAGGGUGCCCAGCGGCUCUGCUGCGACCACGUCAGCUCAGAAGGCGCCUCCCAGUCGCAUGUCCACGCAAACGAGUGGAGGGGUGGGAGGUGGGGGUGCCAGUGGUGGCGGUGCCGGUGCUGCUGGUGCCACUGUGGCAGCUGCACCGGCGGGAAGAGCGGCAGGCGGCGGCAGCAGCAGCGGAGGAGGAGCAGGAGGAGGUGAGGGAGCUGGUGGUCUGGAGUCAGGGGAGAGGCGGUCAGGAAGGGGAGACAGGUCUGAGGGCGUGGUAGCCAGUGGGAGCAGCAGGAGCAACAGCGGCGGCGGUGGAGGCAGCAGCAGCAAGGAUGCGGGACCUGCUGCGAGUGCCGGCGGUGGUGGUGCUAGUAGUGGUGGUGGUGGCGGCGGCUUCCCGCGAGGGGGUGCCCUGGAGGUGCGGAUUCCGGAUGAGGGAGCGGCCGGCGGCAGGGAGGGCAGCGGAGGCGGAGCGAGCGAGGAGGACCGCUAUACAACUGGUAUACCAACGCCCUCCACCAUACCCGCCGCUCACGCCCUCGCUUCGUCCCGAAGCAUGGCCCGAAUCAUCAUUGUAGCCCACGCUCGAGCUUACUCGCGCCGUGCGGCCCGACGUCUAAGCCUUAUCGGAUCCCAUGUGACUAAUGCAGUCUCAACAGCUGUCCAUUGGCUGUUCUUCGGUAUCCCGUGGAUGCCGCUCGUACGAGCAACCGUUGCGGUUGCCGUACACAUCAGUGCAGCGGGGCUUACAUACGCCAUGUCACGCCCACAACGUGUGUCGUACUGCAAGGACGUCAUCUCCUGUUUGUCGUACUUGUACAUCAUACCGUUGGUACUGCCGUUGAUCGCGCUUGGUACGACACUCUUCCUCAUGCGGGCUGUACGGCAAUUGGCGGAGACCAUGUCUAAACAAGCGCAAGCAGCGGCCACGGCAGCUGCGACUGGCAGCGUUAAUAAUAACGGCGGUAACAACCCCAGUAGUGUCGUACAGACAGGCUGUACGACCUCCCCGUCGUGCAACACCGCCACUCCCUCACCCAGCGCAUCCACAGAAGAGGACUCGUUGGUUUCCGGCUGCUGCGAUAGUGUUGGCGCCCAAACAGCCACCACUGUCCGGCGCGGAGAAGCAAACCUUCCCAGCAGCGACAGCAGCCCUACCGUCGUCAGCAACAGCACCAGCGGCGGCGGCAACCCGCCACCGCCAUCAUCCGCACCAGCACCAGCAGCACCAGGGCCCGUCAGCAACUCCAGCCCCAGCCCGAACCGAGCAGGCGAGCCGGAGCGUUGGGUCAGCGGACUUCAAAAGGUUCGCACCGGCGCGGAAAGCCCCGUCCCGCUAAUGAUCAGCCGCCUGCCCUCCUCACCCUCCCAGCCGACCGCCGCCCUAGCCGCCUCGCCCCAUGCCAAUCUGGCAUCAACCAUUGGCGUCUUGCUAGCAUCCCCAGCCGCGCGCGCAGGGCCCGGCAGUUCCGCUAGCGGCGGCUGCAGCGGCAGUCGCGGAGGCAGCCGUAACGCCAGCGUCAGCAACAGCCACAACGGCAGCCCUCGUACGACGCCGCCGCCGUCAGCGGCCAUGCCGCCGUCAGCAGCGGGCUCGCCGACGUUGCCCCGAAGCCAGGCGAGCAGUCCCGGCUCCCCAGGAAGAGGAGGAGGCGUUGUACGGAAAGCGGCAUCGGCGAUGACGGGUACCGGCAGUUGGGCUCCGUCGCCACUGGGUGCGAAUGCGAGCCGAGGUAACGGCUACUCGUCUCCCAGCCGUAGCAGCGGUGGCGGUGGUGGUGGUGGUCGUGCGGUAGAGGAAGGCAGUUCCGCUGGCGGUGGCGGUGCCAACGCUGUUGCAGCUCGCACCAGCACGCCCAUUCAGAGCAGCAGUGGAAGAGAUACGGCGGGAGGUACCUCCGGUGCUACCCCGACUACCUCGGGAGCUGCGGGCGCUGCAGAGGGACAGCAAGGCUCUAAGGCGGGCCCGGUGGCGGAGGCGGUGGAGGAGCAGCAGCAGCGGGAGGCGGCUGCAGCGGCGCUGGUGAUGGAGGAGGCGGAGGCGAGGGGCGGUGGUGGCCGCUUGGGUCAUAGCCUGGGUGUGGCUGCCGCUUGGGGCCUUCUGGCUGCACGCGGUGGUAGGGGCGGCUUGCAUGACGGACAGGGCCGAUCGCUCUGGGAGCCGCCAUCCGAUCCUUCAUCCCAAGAAGCAUCCCCGGAAGUCGAGUUUGACUUGCCUGGGGCUCUACCUGGCCCAGCACACUUCAACACCUCUUCAAAGCCGCGGCAUGCCAACGGUUUGAAUACAGCUCCAUGGACACGCGGACUCGGACACUUCAAUCCCAUGCAGCAAACCUGCAGAGCGGCCUCUGUCACCGCCACCUCGGCAACUGCGCGCCAGAGGGCCAAUCAGGCCCCACACUGCCUACGCACUUUGGCAGCAGCAGCGAAGAGUGCAGCGGGCCCCGAGCCCGGGCCGGUUGGAGAGUCUGCGUACAGCGGGGAUGUUGCCAGCGCUGAUCCCUCCUCCAUCGCACUCGCGACAGAUAGCAGGUCCGAACACCCAACACUUCCCGGACGUGGCCCCAGUCCCCUGGAUCCAAGCAUCAUGGGCGCAAGCGUGGGAUCCGCCAUGCAAUCUCACCCCGCACAAUCCUCAUUACCUUCGGCAUUCGGUGGACCCAUGGGUCUUCCGGUGAUGAGUGAAGCAGGAGCACCAGACGCCUCCGUGGGACCCACACCGGCAGCAGCACCUCCGGCAGUAGCACCGCUGUUGCCGCCGCCGGGCCGUGCACUGGUGCACUCGGUCUCCGCAGCAUCCCCGACGGCCCAUGGGUCACGUGGGGUCCGCUUCCACAGCGCUUUGGAGCGCUCUGCCGGUGGCGCCGAAGCGGAUGGGGAUGCCGGAACUGCUGUCCCGGCUGGCCUUGCUGGCGCUCCGCAGCUCCCUGCUGCGCUACCCCCGCAUGGUUCCGCUGCUGCGACUCCCGCAGCAUUGCAGGCCAGGUUUACGGCAGCAUUGGUCGCAGCAGGUGAAAGCAGCGGUGCCCCGCCCGUGUCGGCCGGCGCGCCGCGGGCCCUGCCGAUGUGGGACGGCCAGCCGCCGGCUUCGCGGCCGCACUCCGGUUCCCGACCGCCAUCAUCUAAUAGCGGCAAUCGCUCGCUGCGCGCUGCUGCACCAACCGGUGCAUAUGCAGCGACCGCGGGCGCGCCCGGCUACUCCGCACUGCCUUCUCGGCAAGCCUCCUCGUCCGCUGCGCUGAAAGCGAAUGGCGGCAGCAGCGUCACUGGAGGAGGAGGGCCGGCUGUGGGCGCCAGCGCGGACUCCUUCGCAGCUACUACCAGCGUCACAAGCCGCAUGCGCAGCAACAACGCAUGGGUGGAGAACCAGCUUAACGUUCUGGCCGCACUCAAUGCGAUGACUGCGUCGGGAGGGCGACCCAUGGGUCUGCCAGCGGAGCCCUCCUUAGCCCAGACCGCUUCACCAGGACCCAAAAUGCCGUCUGCGGCAGCAGCGGCGGCGGUGGCAGCGUCGGAUUCUACACCUUCCCGAACAAUCGGUAACGUUACCGUACUGGGAGAGGCUGCUCGUACAUUAAACCCAACCGCCUCUAGGCAAACCCGCAGCAACACAGGCGGGAGCGGGGAGGGCAGCAUGGGCGCAGGAGGUGCCGGCGGCGGCGGCAGCAGGGGACCGCCCUCGGGCCGCAUGCCGGCGUUACGCCCUGCCGCUUUGCUCGUGGUAAACAAGUACCUGCGGGACUACAGCCUGGGCAAGCCUGGUUUGGACUGGAGGGGUCGCUGCCGUCACAUAGCCUCGAGCUGUGGUGCCGUACUGUUGUGGAGCAUUGCGGCGGCGCCACUGGUGGGCCUGCUGGCGCUGCCGACGGCGCUAGCGAUUGCCGUACACAGUGCAUAUCGUUGGAGCUGCACCUGCAUUGCGGCCAUGCGUCGAGCCUUGGCGUCGGUGCGCGGAUGGUGGCAGAGGCGGAGGCUUGGUGGCGCCGCCAUGCCUAACGGCAGCAGCACCGCAGGCGGCAACAGCAGCAGCAGCAGCUCUUUGGAGCGCCGUAUGGCAUCCAUCCGGCUGGCUGCGGGGCUGUUCCUCGGGCUUCACUCCCACGUGGGUGCAUGGGUGAUGUGCGUGCCGUUGGCGGUGUUUGCGGGGUCAUGCUACGGCAUGGGGUACCGGUGGGGCGUGGAUGCCGUACCCUACCCGUGGGUGUUCCUGGCAUGCAACGCGGCCUGCUUGUGCGGCACAUUGCUGCUGCUGGUGGAUCUGUUGUUUGAACUGCCUGCAUGGGAGGAAGGCGUGUGUAGGUACCCGUAUGCGAUGGCCAUGCGAGCUGCAGCGGAAGUUGCGGGGGCGCGGGCGGCGGUGUCGCGGGAUGGGGGUGCGGGCGGGGGAGCGGCUGGAAAUGGAAGCGGGAACGGAGAGAGGCAAAAGGCUGAUGUUGGGGCUGCUGCAGCUGCUGCUGCUACUCCUGCUGCCAGUGAGGCUCUGACUGUGGAUGUGGGGAAUACUGGUGGAAACCAGCUGGGUAUCAGGCCUGGCGGUGAUAGAUGAGGGCACGAAUGGUGGAGGGAAAGAAGAAGAAAUACCAUGCCGUGUGAACGGUGGAGGGAGGAUACUGUUAAACAGCUUUUGCUUGGAUGAGAGAUGAGCGCUGCGUAUUGCUAUGGUGCAGCAACGGUGCCUCGGCGGCGGUGAUUGAGGAUGUACUGCAACAGGGGUACAUUUACGAUUGCAGACUGCGUUUAACGUGUUAGGUGUAUAUAUUUCAGGGAUUAGGCAUAUGUUGCACGUAGGCGUAAGCUGCUGUAGCUUACACAUAGAAUGGGUAAUCUUCAUGCUUGCGGCAAUCAUUUCAAAUAUCCACAACUGUCCUUGUUGCACUGUCAUAUGCCAUGAGGACUACUGUCAGCUCCAUGGCAUUACGUUCAAGAGUCAUCCAAUAGCGCUGGGGUAGAAUGAGUGUUGCUUUCGCGGAGAUUGGUUAGACGUUACAUGACUCUGCUGCGCAUGCUUCCCGUGGCAGGCGCGUCUGUCGUGUGCAAGAGGACGUACUGCGAUUUUCGUGCAAUGUUUGCGGCGGUUUUGCAGUUAGUGAUUGCAGUUAGUUAGGGGGGUUGCGGAUUCCCCAUGCGGAUCCCUGCGUUUGUAUAUGGUGUAUCAGUUCUGUACUUCUGUUGGGUGGUGUUGACGUUCGGAACGUGGAGAAGGGCUGUGAGCAGGUACCGUUGCUUGGAAGCACGAACUCUUCACGUGUGAAGAUUUCCUCCUUGAUGACAUCUGUUUGAAGACCUGCGAAGACCAUUGCGGAUGGGGCUUGAUGCAAUUCCGCAACUCCAGGAAUGCGAGGUUUGUGACUGUUGGCUUAUUCUUGGCUUUCAAUGAGAAUGAUAGGAGGGAGGCUCGACUGUACCACUGUACGGAACGACCCCAAUUUAGGAUAGAACCUAGAAUGGAUGGCUCAUGCUUGUAGGCAUUGUUGAUAUCAUGCCACCGUCUUGCGUAUAGGUCUGCCGUACAGAUUGGUGGUGCUUCAGCAUUCCUUACGUGCCUUUGUCCUUUGCCAUUGAUUGACACAGCCGCCGUAUCGUGUCCGAACCCCACGGAUGGUCCCCAUGCGUGGCUCGAAACUGCCCCCGUGCGCACGUAGAUGGACAUGUUCCUUAAGAGAUGUACCCUUCGAUUGAUGACACCUAACAAGCAAUCCGCCAUCCUGCCUCCUGUAACGCGUAAUCAAUUUG